UUGGCUUUGAGCAAACAUGCAGUGAAAAGGGUUGGCUUGAACAAUGCUAAUAUAAGCAAUUCAUUUGCUAUGUUGUUUGGUCAAAGGUUGCAGUUUCAUGUUUUUCGCUGAUUUGAAAUUGCGGUUCGCAACUGGAAGAACCAUAUGCUUCUGUCCAUGCACAUGAUGUUCAUCUUCUUCUUCAUAUUCUUCUUCUUCUUCUUCCUUCUUCUUCUUCCCUCAACAGCUAGACAGCUAGGUCGUUGCAAGGAAUUUCAACACCCUGCCAUUUGUCUUACCAUCUGUGUAUCAGCUAGGGGAGAUUGGUCGACCGUUUCAAAGCUCCCUGGACGGUUUCGCGGCCUCCCAAGGGACAAGCUACCUCUCUAGUUGUUCACCUGACCUUUUCUAGGAUCGGAAAGGACAUACAGCUCUGUGCCGAUGAAUCAAAGAUGGAUUCAUAGCCGUUUUUCACCCGAGGGUUGGGUGAAGUUGUGCCAAUCCUGAUUGAAAUAUAUUGAAAUCAGAGGGACCAGCCCACAGAAGUACAGAAGCUGGUGGUGGAUUUUGGGCCGACAGUCUAGAUCCUGGUCCUUUUGCCUUCGGCGAUAUUCACAUCAAUCAUGGCCGUUCCAACGACAUGCUCUUUUGCCAGAACAAUCACCAAACCGUACAACCAAGACCAAAACAUGGAUAUCACUUCGCCGUAUAAUGGUUCAGGCCAGUUGGCAUAGCUUGGGCCGCGUUCGUUGGGCAAUCGGGCACCUCCAGCGUCGACCCAGCAGCCGCGGCCGCCCGCAGCCGCGACCGCACGCGCGGCUGCACACUUCGCUGGGCGCUGUGGGGACACAUGUCGCAGAGCCCUCCAUCCACUCGAAUCAACCCGCGUGGCUUUGCCAUUGUGGCGAAGAUGGUGAGCCGGGAGUCCAUCGACACCUGUACGGCGAAGGUGGCGUCGCUGGAGACCUCCGUGUGGCACUUCGGGCGCACCGUGGGGUUGCUGUCGGUGGUGAGGGACAAUGAGGACAACAAGGAUUUCCGAGAUGUGCUCAGUGGCUACUAUUUCAAGUAUGGGAAGAAGGUGUGGAAGGCCGAUGAUUCUCCCAGCUUGACUUUCUGGGAUGCAGGCAUGCGUGCAGGUGGAGUCGUGGAGUAUCACGGACGCAAGCCGGCCGGUGAGUUGCAGCGCCGAGAAUCCAAGGGCGUGGACGUGGAGAGCUGUUGCUUUGGGAUCCUGGCGAAGAUUUGCCCGAAGCGGGAGAAGGAUGGCGCGGAGGGAUGAAGAAUGAUGGCGUGGUUUGAAGUGUGAGAAGAUCAAUCAGCGCUGAAGCGCUUCGAAUCUCCCUUUUGAAAAGGGGUGAAGACAGGAUACCGGUGCUCAUCCGAUCUCUUCAUUUCGCCGCGAUAUGGCUCCUUCUCAGCGUGGGAAGGCUUUUCCUGCAUAUCCGGUGUAAACAGUGUAGCAAGAUAUGGUGAUAUGGCACUCAUGUUGGUGUAGAUUUCGGGCCCUUGGAAAAAGCUUGGGCAGUCUCACCCUGCAGUCUCAGUGCCAAAGACACGAUCGCGGCGGCCGCAAGCCCC
Durusdinium trenchii is the source of this 1560-nucleotide messenger RNA. The record is from the annotation of a GenBank genome assembly. NCBI's taxonomy places the organism in Eukaryota, Dinophyceae, Suessiales, Symbiodiniaceae.